GACAUUAAGAAGGUUAAGGAGUGGAAGAAGAGGAAAAGACAAGUGUUGGAGAUGAAUGCAGUGCAAGUUUUUCUGGGAGCAAUUUUGGUGGUGUUGGUAUAUCUUUUCAAUGUUAUGGUGUUGAGGCCAAGAUCACUGAGAGCAAAGCUUCACAGGCAAGGGAUUCAUGGUCCUUCUCCUCACUUCUACUUUGGCAACAUCCCAGAAAUGAAGACAAUUUUACUCCAAUCUCACUCAACACAAGGCAAAGACAAAGACAAAGACAGGGAUAUUGUAUCUGUUUCUCACAACUUGACUUCCACUCUAUUCCCUCACAUUCAAAAGUGGAGAAACCAAUAUGGUCCCAUGUACUUGUUUUCUUCAGGGAGUAUUCAGUGGUUAUUGGUGUCAGAUAUAGAGAUGGUAAAGGAAAUCCUCAUGAACACCUCUUUAGAUCUAGGGAAGCCUUCUUAUCUGUCCAAGGAUAUGGGGCCACUCUUAGGAGAAGGUAUAUUGUCUUCAAGUGGAACAAUUUGGGCUCAUCAGAGGAAGAUAAUUGCCCCUGAACUUUACCUAGACAAGGUGAAGGCAAUGGUUAAUCUGAUAGUUGACUCCACAAAUACAAAACUAAGAUCUUGGGAGGCUAGACUAGAAAGUAAGGGAGUGGUUUCAGAGAUUAGAGUUGAUGAAGAUCUGCGUAGCUUGUCGGCCGACAUAAUCGCAAGAACUUGUUUUGGGAGCAACUAUACUGAAGGAAAAGAAAUAUUCACAAUGCUUAGAGAUCUUCAAAAAAUCCUUUCCAAUAAGCAUGCCGGAAUUCCAGGCUUUAGAUACUUGCCAAACAAAAGCAACAGACAGAUGUGGAAAUUAGAGAAAGAGAUAAACUCAAAGAUAUCAAAGCUUAUAAAACAACGCCAGGAGGAAACUCAUGAUGAGCAGGACCUCUUACAAAUGAUACUUGAGGGUGCAAAGAAUUAUGAGGUCAGUGAUGGCCUCUUAUCAAAUUCUGUCUCGCGUGAAAGGUUUAUGGUAGAUAACUGCAAAAACAUAUUCUUUGCUGGACAUGAGACUACUGCAACUACAGCAUCAUGGUGCUUAAUGCUUCUAGCUUCAAACCAAGAUUGGCAAGAUCUUGCCCGUGCUGAGGUGCUUGAAGUUUGUGGAAAUGGUGAUCCUGAUGCAAGCAUGCUUAGAAAUAUGAAAACGUCUAUAAAAAUGUUGCACCUGCAUCUAACCAUGGUGAUUCAAGAGACCCUGAGGCUUUAUCCACCAGCAGUAUUUGUCAUUAGAACAGCUCUCAAGGACAUAAAUUUAAAAGGUAUCCUAAUUCCGAAAGGAAUGAACAUUCAGAUUCCAAUCCCAGUUCUGCAGCAAGAUCCUCAGCUCUGGGGACCUGAUGCCUACAAAUUCAACCCAGAAAGAUUUGCAAAUGGGGUGCUGGGCGCCUGCAAGAGUCCACUAGCUUACAUGCCAUUCGGACAAGGUGCUCGUGUAUGCGCGGGGCAACAUUUAGCCAUGGCAGAACUGAAGGUAAUUCUGUCUCUCAUUCUGCUGAAGUUUCGGUUCUCCCUCUCAUCGAGUUACAGCCAUUCGCCUGCAUUCCGCUUGGUUGUACAACCUGGCCAGGGAGUUGUUCUUAAAAUGUCAAAAAUUUAAGCAACAAUGAAACUAGAAGGCUUUCCCUUGUUGUUUGGGACCCCUCUAUUUUCCUUUUUUUUCUAUGUAUUUGUGGUUGGGAAGGUGGAUAUGAUGAUAAGACAAUAACUUUUCCUUCAAAUGAAUAAUGAGAUCAUAUGCAAUACUAUAA
This is a messenger RNA of Lotus japonicus, 1786 nucleotides long. RefSeq names its product cytochrome P450 714C2-like. Bases 52 to 1635 code for a protein of 527 amino acids. Lineage: Eukaryota; Viridiplantae; Streptophyta; Magnoliopsida; Fabales; Fabaceae. The transcript has 5 exons. The record is from RefSeq and is a predicted model, not a curated record. Gene Ontology annotation, molecular function: heme binding; monooxygenase activity; iron ion binding.